This is a messenger RNA of Staurois parvus, 276 nucleotides long. The record is from the annotation of a GenBank genome assembly. NCBI's taxonomy places the organism in Eukaryota, Metazoa, Chordata, Amphibia, Anura, Ranidae.
AUGUCUUUCUGGUGUGUUUGUUUUAGUGUGGUGAAUCCUAGCUCAUUUCAGAAUGUCACUGAAAAAUGGAUCCCAGAAAUCCGCACACACAGCCCCCACACUCCAGUGGUAUUAGUUGGAACUCAAACAGACCUCAGAGAUGAUGUGAAUGUGUUGAUCAAUUUAAACCGUUGCCGUGUCAAGCCUGUAAGUGAGUCCCAAGCACAGGCUGUGGCUCAGAAAAUCAGAGCUCAUACAUAUGUUGAAUGCUCUGCACUGACUCAGAAAAAACCUUAA